UAGAUAGAAUACGGUAUUUAUGAUCAGUUUAAUAUAAGUAAUUAAUCGGGAAGAAAUAUAAGCUUAAUCACCAAAUCUAUGUCACCAAAUUUCUUAACGAUUUUCUGUAUUUACAGGCGAAUGAACAGUUGAAUCAAAUUGAUAUAUCUUUAUGAAUUAUAUUGUUAUUUUUGCUGUUAUUGUUAUCAAUCAGAUAAAAGGUGUCGUCCUGUGUUUUAAAAAAUUAUUUCUGAAGUCGUCCUCUACGAACGAAGUUUUUUGCCAAGGUACGCUUCCUUCAUUUACAUCUAUAUUUUUCUAUAUUUUGUAGCUUGUUUCGAUGACAUAUUGCUACCAACUCGAUUUAUUGCACGGAUACUGUCUGCUUGUAUUUCUCUCCAUGUUCCUGGCACAACGUCCCCCUGUAGUUCUUGGUCAACCAGCGUUGGGGGCACAUAUCGGGUUUUUGGCGUAUUUUGAAAAUCUGUUUUUGCUAAAUAAUUGUGUAAUGCAAUACAUGCUUUCGUUAUUGUCACACUAUUUUUUUGGAUUGGCUUCAAUUGUACGACUCUCCAGCGGACUGACAAGAUUCCAAAAGCAUUUUCAGAAAUUCGACGUGCUUGUGAAUGUCUAUAGUUAUAGACCUUUUUUUCAUCAGAUAAUUCUGAGCCUGAAAAUUAAUUUUGGAGAUUCUGAAUUUUUAGGCUACAUCCUUUUAGGAUAUAAAUGUUUCUGGAAGAGUGUAUUUCUCGUUUGGGACGAUGGAAACUUAAAAGCUAAAUCAAUGAAAAUCUGAUUGGCGAGAGCACUUCAUAUAAAACAAACAACUGACAAUGAUAUAAAAUGUUUUGGAUACCAUGUUUGAAAUUAUUUCUUGGAUAGGGGCGCAUCAUAUUUUCCUUGAGUUGAAAUGCUUCAUCACAAACAAAAACGUAUGGGGAUAUCUGUUCUGAACCUGGCAGCGCACUGGGUGCUGGAAGGUCCAAUGUCCCUGCGUUCAGUCUCUUUCCAAAUACUGAAUUUGCAAGGACGCCUCCGUCGCUCUGCCUGCCGUAAACACCAAUAUCUACCAUCACGAAUGAGUAUGUGGCAUCAACUACAGCUAGAAGUACUAUGGAGUUGAACCCUUUGUAGUUGUAAUAGUCACUUCCUGCAUUUCCCGGUGCCUUUAUUGCAAUGUGCUUUCCAUCUAUGGCUCCUAGGCAAUGAGGAUAAUUCCAAUAUUUCCAGAAAUCUUUUGCAAUCUCUUUCCAUUUUUGCUCAUCAGGAACGCUUUCCUAAUUCGCUUGAGAGUGUAUCCCAAAUUGUGUGGCAUGUGUGGUAAAUGAUUUGAUUUACUGUCGAUUUACUGUAUCGACCUGUGAUGGCUAGGUUUUGCUGUGCAUCUCCAUGAGCAAGGUAUCGUAAAGUGAGUACCAGUCUUUCAUCGGCUGAUGUAGGAAACCUGUGAUUUUUUCCGAACGUUAACUUUUCCUUCAAUCUUCUAAGCAGAUCGUUAUAUCGUUCUUUUGACAUUCUGAAAAAUUGAAAAUGCUUUUCUUCGUCCAUCGAUCGCAAAUCAUUGACUAGGAUCGCGUAUUCACCGCGCACGUUUCUCAAAGAAUUCAGCGGCCGAAUAUACGACCGUGUUUUUUUGUUCCUUUUCUUUCUUCGCCGAGCAAGUAGGAAGGGCAAGUAGGGCAUGUCCGGAAACUAUGAACCGAAAAAGCUUAUGACAUAUCGUUUCAAGCUUCCCAUUUGGCCAUGCGGAAAACGUACGCGCUUACGCUUUUGGCAUAUGCAAGAUGAAAAGGUGUACGCUUCAAAGCUAACCCUUGUGCGGAGUUUAGCGUACGCUAAUAAGUUCAAAACUAUGAACCAGGCUUAAGAAUCCAUUCAAGCCAGUUUUUCGACGUGAGGUUUGCAUCUGAUUUCCAGUUGAAUCUUUCAGCCCCAAGAUGUAACUUAAUGCAACAUUGAAAAAAGAAUCCCAAGUUGCCUGGCUUCCAAUUCUAAGAGAAGACUUGAAACCUUUGGCUAGCGGAUUCCUUGAAUUAAGCAUCAAAGAUUCUAAUGAAUUUUAUGGUUGCUUUAGCUCCCGAAACUGCUUAAGCUUUAGAUGGGUUGCACAGUACUCGAUGGCAUCAGCUAUACUAGAACUGAAUGUUUGUGCUGCUAUGUUAACUUUCAAUUUUUCAUUUCAGCCACUCAAUGUGUGCUGCUUUAAACUUAUUGCUUAAUCUGAAACCCCUUUUUCUCCUGGAGUUUAUGUAACUCAUUAAUGUACUGCCACCUGAUCUUCUGGCCUUCAUUGUCAACCAAUAAACCAUACUCUCUUCAAAGUGUUUCUGACAAGUUUAAGCACGUGACAGAUAUCCAGAAGCACAAAUAUACUCUGAGUAUUAUCAUAAGGGUGUUAAAAGCUGACUUUAUGGUCAUCAGUAUCUAACUUUGCACUCAACUCUGAAAUCAUUGAAAAAUGGCAUGAAGGUCCAUCGCGUGUCACAGUUACUACCUUUGCCCCUGUUUUCCAUAUUCUCUGUAACAGACAUUGAUAAGAUUGGCCUGCUCUGCACCACUUAAGCCAUCAAUGAAAGUAGGCUAAGGGUAUAUUUUCCAUGCUCCGUUGACGGAAACUGCAAUAAAAACAAGGACUUCUUUUGCAACAGAAGAUGAGUCAUUGCUCUCAUUGCCACACCCCGAAUCCACAUAACUGCUGAACUUACUGCCAUCUCAGGCAAUGUGUUUUCUUAUUGACAUCUUAUCCAGCAUCAAGCUUAAUACAACUUUUUCAUUUGAUGACUCAACUUUACGUUUGAUAGCUAAAAAAGAUGGCUUAGUGAAACCUGCUUCUGGAGGAAUCUUACUGGACCAUCUGCGUAUUUGAGCUUGAUGUGGAAGAGCAUAGUUAAAUGGCCUUCUAAAAAACACGGAAGCCUUUGCAGAAUAGAGCUGUAGAUUAAAGGCAAACGAUUUAAUUUCAGGAGAAUAUUUAACUCAUUUUCCUGUUUUUUCUGAGAUGUUAAUCGUUUCAUCAUUUCCAGAGGAAUCCCUGCUAAAGAGUGUUGGAGUGGUUCAAGCAAGCUUCAGAAAUCAUAACCUUUUUCUUGAGAUCUUUGACAACUGAUUUAAGGGAUAUGACUUUUGUUAUGAACAUUUAAGCUUCUUCUUAGCCAGCUUAAAAUCAUUGAGACUUCUAUCGAGCUUUUUUUAAGAGAACUUUGACCUUUUUAUUGGAGGAGAAACUGAAACACCAUCUUUUAAGUCAAGCGGAGAAUUCCCAUGAGCAUUACUGUCAAUGCUGCCACUUUCAGGUAAUGUUCUUUUCAUAGGUGGUCAGCGCUCCUUGGAAACCUUAAAAGAAUUGUUUUUUGUUUUUUGUGAAUCUUGCAACUAAAAAUAUGAAAAAAAUGAUUUUGAUCUGAAGAGUAAAAAUUGUCAUUUCACUAGAGUCUGUGUAUUCUAACAUAGGUUGGACUGAAAGAUAACUACUGUUUGAAAAUGCCAAAGAAGUAAUAAUGACGAUCAUAAUAACAAAAAUAACAAUCUCAUACAACUCCAUACAGCUGAGAAUGUGAUGAAAUUAAUUAUUGAAAGACCCAGCACUAGUUCAAAAACAGUCUAUUUUUUUUUAUAAUUGAUCAUAGACAAACUUUUAGAUCCUUUAAUAUUGCGAGGACAACUUUAAUUCCUACCCAUGACAACAAAUUGUUUUAUACUUUGAGCAACCACUUCAAACCAAUUUUUCACUUCAAGAACAAACAUCUCAACUAUUGGGGGCCAAUUUCCUUCUUGGAGGAGGGGGAGGGCUAAAAAAUUCCUACAAAUUUCAAAAAACAUGUUCUUCUUGAGGGUUACAGUCAUCUGCCUCAGGAAACUCAUGUUUACUAGCUUAUAUUCCAAUGUAAAUGUAUCUAUCUCAUAAAGUAGUGAAUACUAGUUUACAUUAUAAAAAUUUAAGUAAGUCUAUUCUGUUACAAAAAUCAUGAUUAAUACAUUAUCCAAGCUAUGAAGUUUUUUUUAUAUACUUUUUUUAAAUGUGGUGGAAAUUUCUUGAAUCUUAUUGGUGCUGCAUGUUCACAGACCUGAACAAUGUUGCAAGUUCUGUUGAGAUCUUUCCCGCGGAAGUGAUCUGAACAUAUCAGCGAGUGUGAAGACAGUGUCCAAUCUACUCGGUGCAUGCCGUUGAGCCAUCUCUUCUUUCUUUCACGGUCUCGAAGAAACCUGAAAUUAAGUUUUGCAUAUUUGAAUAAAUCGGUAUAAACACUUUCGGUUCUUAAAUCUUCAAUGAGACUUGAUGGCUAGGCUCCCAGAAGGCAUGACAAAUAGAAAUAUAAACGAAUUAAGGACAGUCUCCGUAUUUGGCAAAAAACUUAACAUCUCUGGAGACCUUAACAUAAUAACGAUGAUAAACAGUAGCAUUUUAUCCAGCUUUCAUAAAUAAGAAAUAUUUGAAGCAUGUUCAAAGAUAGGGUUUGGGUUUGUCUGUUGUGCUAAGUAUAGGUGAUGUUUCUUCAUCAAUAACGGCCAAAGAUUCAUGUAGAAAAUCUCUCCCAAUAACAAUGUCAUCUGAAAGACCGUCUACAACUGAAGUGCUGCGCAAAUAAGAAUUAUGCCCAAGAAGCAAUGGGAAAGUAACAGUCCCUGGAACACUAAUAAUACUAAACUAUUACAAGUGCAAAGAAAAAACGGUUUUACACAGCAUAAAUAUAAGCAUGAUGAUGUAAUGAUGGUGACGAUGUUAAAAAUGCUUAUGAGGAUGACAAAGGUAGCGACGAUGUUGAUGAUGGCAAUAAAGAUUGAAAUGAUUGUGGUAUAGGUGGAGAUGGAAUACUAGAUGGAAAGAAGCUCUGGGUUAGGCCAAGGUUUGUUUCUACGGAAGAAUAUAAAGUAGGUACAUCGAAUUAUGACCUUUGGUAAACCAAGAUAGAUGUAGGGACGAAGAGAAUUUCAACACCAAGAUCGUCUAGCACAUCUGUAAAAGUAGAACAUGAUUGCCCAAAUAUGUCAAGAGAACUAAUCAAGAGGUUAACAAAUUUAACGGACUGUUUGUACGAACUUCUAAGAGUUUUUAAAAGAGAUUUUACUUAUCUUUUUGCGAUAACUUUUAACAUUAAGAUGUGUCUGUAAGUUCAAUGAUAUAAAUGAUUUUCCUUGAAGCAAUCAAUAGCAUAUCAGGUCGCAAAGAAUCACCUGUUAUAAUUGAUGGGGUAUAAUGAGAUGGAAGAUUAGCAUAUAAAAAUGUGUUGGAAAGAUGCUGUAUGUUUGUGACCAGAAAGUUUACCGUUUCUGGAAGGAGGCCAAAAGAACAUGUGGAGGUUAGCAGGAGUAUUAUAGUGGCUUGUGAUGAUAGAUGUUUUAAAAUCGGUGUAAAGGCUAGAUAUAAGAAGCUUUAUGUUGUCAGUUUUGCAGUCCUAAUACUUCCACCGUAAUUAAAGCAAGCCGGGCGCAUAGAAUUUCAAUAUAAAAAUUUUCAAUCACAACAAUAAUUACUGCACUAGAGUCACCCAAAACUUUAAAAGACUGUUUUUCAACGACUUCCAACUAGAGAGGUUAGAUGGGGUUGACUGAAAAUCGUAGCUAGUUAACCAAAUCAAAGGAGUUUGUUGAGUUAAAUCAACAUUUUUAUCGUCAGUAGAAUAUUUUGAUGCGAGUUAAUAAAACAAAAAGAAACACUGUCAUUUUCUUAAUCGCAUUGUCUACCUUUUUCCAAGAAAUAUUUGACAUCUGUUUACGCUGUGCAGUCCAUUUCUGCAAGUCAAUAUCCCUAUCAAAAUUAGAUAAAUUGGGGUUUCCACCAGAGUUGUUUGAAGGAACCUUCACUGACCCCACUGGAAAGGUCCUGACCCGUUUAAAUUUGCAUGAAUGAUAACAGUGGCAUAAUGCUUUGACUGGAUUUGUGGUUUUUUUGGCUUUGAAAAUUGUUGGCUUUGAGCCUUGAAAGAUUGCAAACGACAAUUGCGUACCACAUGACCCACGCUGCCGCAAUUAUUGCAAACAGGUUGGCCAUCUAUCAUGCGUACACAGGAAAGAUGAUGAUUGUCUUAUGAGAAAAAACUUGGGCCUACCAUUUUGGUUGUUCUGAGAAGAAAAUUUUGCAUCAAUUGCUGCCAAAACAUUGUUUUGAAAAUCAAGCAGCUCACUUGAUUUCAUGUCGGCAGGAAAGUGUCGUGUAAACAGAUCAGUUUUUCAUAUCAGGGGGAAUCAGUGAUAAAAUUGCCUCCGUUGCACAAAUGCUGCACAGUGGACGCCACAGAUUGAUUUUGGUGCCAUUUUCUUUAUUUCAGCUUGUUGGUUGCAAUCAUGUCGGGGAAAAAACACUGGGAAUCCAAAAAUGUAAGCGCCAAUUAGAAUUGCUUCACUAACAGUAAAACAGAGACAACUAAAACAAGCAGAUGUGUGCGUCUUUUAAACAAUAAGAAAUAUUACAAUGCAUGAAGAAUUAAGAACCUACCAUGCGAAAGAAUGCGACAGUUUUGUGUCAGGUUUCAUGUAACGGCGAGCAAACUUCACAGAAUUUUCAUGCCGGCAUGAGUUCAUUUUGGGUCUCAUGUAAAGGGCCCCUUAGAGAUUCCUUUCUGUUUUUCAAUAUGCACAGAUUAUGUUGUUACCUUUUACUCUCUUCCUCAAUUCCAUCUGGCUUCUCAAUUUGAAAUAGUUUGGGCCAUCCUUGCUCCCCUUGACCCAACACUUAGGUGGUUGCCACCACAAGUCACUCUCCUUUAAACGCUGUAACUCCUGUGGUUUCCAAGUCUGCAGGGUUUUCUACUCAUGGUACGUGGCCCCACUCCUCUUUCUUACUUAAACUUAGAAUUUCAUUAACCCUGUGCUGCACAAAGGUUUUCCAUUCAUUGUUAUUCUGAAUCCAGUACAAGGCGAUUUUACUGUCUAACCAAUACCUCACUGUAUCAAUAUAAUCUCUGUCUGAAUUGCUUGUCUGACUGCAUCUACCUUUGUUUAACUAAGAUUCUAGUCGACAUAAGCUCUAAUCUUGGUAUAGAGAGAUUCUUCAAUGGCGCUGCUCUUGUUUUGGCACAUAGAAUUUUGCUAUAUACCCCUUUUGUGGAUUCAAUAACAAGACAAACCACUGCACAAUAUGAUUUUUGGCUCGCAUCACCAAACCUGUGCAGGGUGUUUUCAAGAUUUAAACUUCAACUCCUGCUAAAAUAUUUCUUGGCACUGAAACGUGACUAGCUUCUUGCAAAUCUUGUAUCCAUGCUUUCCAUCUAGAAAAUUUUUCUACAGGGAGAGGAUCAUCCCAGCCAUAGUUGUCUAUGCAUAACUCUUGAAAAAGGAUUUUUGCUGUUACAAAAAGUGAACUUAUUAACCGCUGUUGGUCAAACAACGAAGCUACACUCCUGGCAAAAAAUAGCUGAGCCAUAUGAACGAAAACGGAAUUUGCGUGCUAUAUCUUCAUAUAAUGUGCGCUGGUGACCUGAGCCCCUUUCCCCGUGGUCCAUGUUGUUUAGGAUGGUUACAGAAUAAGUGGGGAUUACAACAUUAGUUACCAAUCCAAUCACAACAUUGAUUCAGGGGGAAAGGGGGUGGGUGAUUUGUAAGUAGCUUCUUUUUUGCAAUUGUCUCAGCAUUUUUUGCCAAGAUUGUAGUGCCUUUAAGAUUCCCCUCUUGGUUGCAGCAUAGUUUGUCUUUUCCACCUUCUCAAAGUUAAUUUGAAUAGUGUCAGUUUUAGCAUCCCAAGGAAUACCCAAUACUUUUGUCUUUAAUAAUGGAAUAAAAGUGUUUUCCCAUAAAGAGUCCUUUUUCACUUGAAAAAUUCUGCAGUCCACAUUUGUCCAAACCACAAAAUCUGCCCAUGAAACUCAAGCUGCUGCCAUUUCUCCUUGUACUUGAUGCCAAUAUUCAUGUCUUCUAUUAAGCUCGUUUUUCGCUGUAAGGUAAAAGCUUUUGAGUUCACUUUUACCUUUCAGCUCAGCUUGAAUCAUCUCAUCAAGACUGGAAUUUCUGUAUGCCCAUGGAAAUUUGAUUUGUAUGCCCAUGGACAAAAUUCCUUUUGUGUUUGUAUCCUCCUCAUAAAUGAUCCCAUCUGGGCUACACCCCAAAUAUCUACAAGGAAACAGGAAAAGACCAGCUGACUUAACUUUGUUUCCUGAUGGCUCUUUGUAUUUUUCAGUUGCUACCUUCUCAAGCAUUUUGCCCCACAUAAUCAAGUCUUUAGUGCCCAAUUGAUAUUCUACUCUCAAUUUCUUUAAUAAGUAGGGGGGAUGGGAUUGCCUCCUGUCAUUCUCCUCUGACAUGCCUGAAUAACGUGACCAAAAUUACUGCCAGUUAAUCCGGUUUUGAAACCCAUGAAUUGGGUAAGUCAGUUUUUGACAUCUCUUUUUUAUUGGUAUAUAUUGCUGCAGCUGCCAUAUGCCUACAUAUCCAAUUUCCCCUAGGGCAUUCACAGCCACCCCCCCCCCUUUGACAAUUCCUCCAUUUCUAUCUAACGUAAGCUUCACACUGUAACUCUUAUCCUUCAUGGAAGCUCUGACUUUAGCCAUAAUAGCAUAGUCUAUAACUCUCAAGUCCAAUACAAAAUCAGCCUUGUAUUUAAGUCCUCCUUUAUUUACUGUGUUGGUAUAUUCCAAAUAAAUCUGACAGAAAAAUCUGACAAUGCCAAAAAUUUACCAGUAGAAAGAUCUUUAUUACAAACUAUUAAUUCACAAGAUCAAAGAGAACCGAAAAAAGCAGUACAGCAAGCAACCAAGAACAUCCUAUCAUUAAAAAGAUUAGAUUAGAUUUGAUAGCUGUCAAAAUCAAAGGUAUAAUAGGCAAUUUAGAUACCUUCGACUUAGAAGAAAUUCUCUUUGCACCCUUCAGAACCAAAGGAAUUCGGCAACAGUCCAACAAAGGGUCAGGAAAACCAUGCAUAACAUGAAGAAAUAUAACUGCAGAGAGGUAAACACAAAUCGUAGACAGCUGACAAGAAUUGCAAAGAGAACCAAUAGAGCACUCCAGAACCAUUUUGAUUCAAGAGUUUGAACUGAAUACAAAAAUCCAAGAAUUUUCUCUGUGCAGAAGCAUAAGUUUUCUGUGUAGAAUCUGGCAGUAAAAUUUCAAAAUUCAAGAAGUCCAAAACAAAACCAAGAUAGGUUAAUUUAGUAGACGGACCCUCUGUUUUUAUGUCAGCCAACGAUACAGCUAAUAACUUUAUGUCAGACCAGCAUAGCGGUCAAAUCUUUGAUUGGCUGAGAGCUCUGUUCGCUACCAUGUUCUAAGCCAAUCAGCACACUGGAUUCUCACAACAAAAUCGCUUCGCAGCUAGAAUUAGGCUCGAUUUCGCCAUUUCAGCGUGUUUUUACCACAUUGUCUACAAAAAACAUUGCACGCCUCUACAAAGCGAAUUUCCACCUUAUUUUUUGUCCAGUUCAUCAGCAUGCGUUGCUAUUUAACCUAUAUUGGCGCCACUGUUGGAUCGCAAAGAAUAAUAUAAAAUAACACCUUGCAAAUGAUCGAUAUAUUUCGUGUCGAGAUUCAGGUAAAUUACUGUUUUUACCUCUCACCACCCAAAGCGCUUCAGACAUUUCACAUUUAGACAAAAUCAAUUAUAUACUUACCUUAAAACUAGGAAUGGUUCAUAAUCCCGUCAUAGAUGCACUCACUGUUCAGCCUUAGAUUCGGCGGUGAUCGUCUAUGUAAUUAUUACAACAGCACGAAGGCUUUCAUAUUCACCCUCGAACUCAAUAGAUGUAUCUUUCUCCUCUGGAAUCAUAAUUGAUUUCAUAAAAGUGAAAAAUUUCAGCAACAGCCCAAAGUAAUUUCAAUCAUGAUUGUCCAAAGACAAUUGACCAUUUUUACUAAUUUUAUGUGAUGAAAAUGGCAAAUACACUCACGCGGUAAGACUGGAACCUAAUAAAAUUUGAAAACGGCGGGAUAAUUUUGAGGAUGUAUUUUCGUCAAUUUUUCCUGCCGUUUUCAAAUUUUGUUAGAUUCCAGUCUUACCGUGUGAGUGUAUUCGCCAUUUUCAUCAGUUUCAUCGUUACUCCAGUAGAAGAUUGCUUGCUUAUUCUGUAAGCUAAAAGAGCGUGUGGAAGCUGUUCAUCCCAAUCGUCUUUGUCCUGGUUUACUCUUAUUCUCAACAACGCUUUUAAUAUUGCAUUAAACCUUUCACAUAGACCAUCUGUUUGAGGAUGAUAAGCUGUCGUUCUCCUUUCUCUAUUCCAAAUAACUGACACAUAGAUGCAACUAGAUGUGACUCGAAGUUUCUGCCCUGAUCUGUAAGUAAAACAGAAGGCAUACAAUGACGGCAAAGAUUUGUUCAAGAGCUCUGACGACUGUUUCUGCUUCUUGAUUAGGAAGGGCCUCAGCUUCUGCAUAUUUUGUAUAGUAGUCAAUGACUGACAUGAUGUAUUUGUUACCUGAACGUGUAGUUUUCAAAGGUCCGAUUAUAUCUACACCAAUCUUAUGAAACGGAAUGGGAACGACUUCAAUUGGCUUUAAAGGCCACCGCAGUUUGGGAACUGUUUUGUUUUUGGCACAUCGCUCGCAACUUGCACAAUAUUUCUCUACAGAUUUGAAGAAUCCAGGCCAAUAAAAUGUCCUCUGAAUGGCAUCAAAAGUCUUAGCUAUGCCCUUAUGACCAACUUGCUCGUGAGCUUCUUCCAAAAACCUAGGUGUAAUAAACUUUGGUAAUAUGAUCUGUAAUCUCUCAUCUCCAGUAUCAUCUAUCCACUUCCUGCAAAGAAGAUUAUUAUCAAUGCACAGGGAAUCAAAUACAUUGUACAAAGCAUGCAGUACAGUCGAACCAUCUUUUGGUCUUUGCUCAGGGCGAGAACCUUUCAUAACCCAACUCUUUGCUGUAGAUAACUCCGCAUCUAAAUCUUGUAAUUCUUCUAAUUCACUCGCUGAAUGUCUGGCAACCUGUAUGCUGGAAGUUGGAGCACGGGAAAGUGCAUCAGCAUGCUGCAUCAAUGAACUUGGUUGAUGCUCCACAGAGUAAUCAUAUUCCUCUAGUUUCAUUAUCCAACGCGCCAGUUUGCCAUUAGGGUGCUUCAUUCCCUUUAACCCUUUCAUGCACCCUGUUGUUGUGGAACAACAAAUUAAAACAAUAGUGCCUUUGUUUCCAUUCAAUUUUUAACCAAUCAGAAGAGGCUGCAGCAAGACUGUAUACAAUAGGCCUCCAGCUUGCUUGUUUGAAAAGGAGGCUAUUUCAAAUCGGUUUGUUGAAAACGGCGUGUUCCUGAGACCUAACUGCGAAUUUUGAAAACGAACGAAGUCACGAUAUGGCUGAUGGUACAUUAAUCUCUACUAAAUCCUUUUAUAGGAGAACUGUGAAGACAGAUAUAGUUGAGAACCAACACAUAAGAAAUCCAGUUGUUUUGGAGCCAGGAAGCAGUGAAAAAGAGAGUAGUGAUGAAGAGGAUGAAUUAGAUCUGUUUCCUUCAUCUGGAAGUGAAUACCAAAGAUCUGAAGAAGAGCUCAGUGAAUCUGAAUUAUAUAUGUCAGAAAUUGAGGCAGAUAUGUCAAAUGAGAUGUUAGGUGAGCAACAAGCCUCAGCCAAAACACAAAUUCCAGGAUCAGUCACUAUAAAUUUACAGCAGAGUUCAGUCACAUCAAAAUCAAAGGAAAAGAACAUCCAAGAAAUGAAGACGCGCUGGAGAAAAAGGACCUCACCAAAAUUUGAUGUCAAUCUCAAAGGUCAAGAACUACCACCACCUCCAAAAGAAGCAUUGAAUCCAGUUGAUUACUUGAAACAAUUUUUCAGUGAAGAUCUGAUUCAGCAUAUUGCAGAACAGACUAAUCUUUACAGUGUUCAACAAACUGGGGCCUCUAUUCAAACAAGCAACAGCAAGAUGGAACAAUACAUUGGUAUUCUAAUCAUGAUGUCAAUAAUAAAGCUUCCUCAAAUAAGAAUGUAUUGGGCAAACGAAACACGUGUUUCAUCAAUUUCUGAAGUAAUGACAGGGAAACGAUUUGAAAUUCUGAAAAAGAACUUUCACUGCAAUGAUAACACAAAGUAUGUCCCCGCUGGACAAGAAGGCCAUGAUAAGCUAUUCAAAGUGCGACCUGUUGUUGACUCAGUUCUUCAAAAAUGUCGGAGCAUUCCACAGGAGGAAAAGCAAUCUAUAGAUGAGCAAAUGAUACCAACAAAAGGUCGCACAAGUUUCAAGCCUUAUUGUCCCAAGAAGCCCCACAAAUGGGGAAUAAAAGUCUGGGCUAGAUGUGGUGUCAGUGGUUUGGUCUAUGAUUUUGAAGUUUAUAGUGGGAAAUGUUAUGACAAAGAAGAAAUGCCAGAACUGCUCAUGGCUGGAAAUGUUGUGCGUCGAUUAUGUGAUACAUUACCACAUAACAUGAAUCAUAAAAUCUAUUUUGACAAUUAUUUCAGUUCAUUGCCCCUUCUUCAACACCUAACCAAAAAGAAAAUCUGGGUUGUUGCAACUGUUAGAAAAGACAGAAUGAAAGGAGCACAACACCAUCUGCAAUCUGAGAAGGAAUUGAAAAGGAAUGGGCGCGGUUCCUCUGACAGUGUUGUGGAAGCGAAUAGUGGUAUAACUGUAGUCAGAUGGAUGGAUAAUAGGAUAGUGCAGCUGAUCUCCAAUUACAUGUCUGGGGAAGAUGGCCCUGCAGCCAGAAGAUGGUGUAAGAAGGAAAGAGGAUAUAUACAGAUUGAACGCCCACUGAUCAUCCAUGAAUAUAAUAUCCACAUGGGUGGAGUAGAUUUGUGCAAUAUGCUUUUAUCUUUGUAUAGAAUUGGCCACAGAUCGGUAAAAUAUUAUAUGCAUAUUGUCUUUCAUUGCAUUGGCAUCUCCAUUGUUAAUGCUUGGUUGUUAUACUGAAGACACUCUGGUCAAAUGGAUAUUCCAAAGAAAAAGCAACUGACACUUCUGAAAUUCCAAGCCCAAAUUGGUCAUAGCCUGGCAAAUGCAGGAAAGAUAUGUAAGCUAAAACGAGGAAGACCUUCCAAUGAUGUCUUGGAAGUACCUUGCAAACAGAGAAGACCUCCUAGUGUUGUAACACCCACAAUUGAUAUUUGCAAAGAUAAAGUUGAUCAUUUUCCAGAGUUUCAUGAGAAGCAAAAUAGAUGCAGACAUUGCAAGACAGGAUUUUCUCAUGUAAUGUGCACCAAGUGCAAAGUGUACCUUUGAUUGGUAAAGAAGCGCAAUUGUUUCGCAAACUUUCAUUGAACAUUUAAAGUUGGACUACACAUAGCCUAACUGUUAAGUUAUUGUUUUGAUUUCCAAGUGUUUGAAAGAGUUCCUGAAUACUAACAAUGAAUCUCAGCCAUUUCACUUGCAUCCUUUAUGUGGCAUAUCUUAGCUACUCUAUUCAUUCGUCAACUGUUUUUCGGGGGUAGACCAUCAGAAAAUUUGGAUGUGAUAAAAAAAUUAUGAUGAUGUCAAACUAUUUUUUCUGGUGAAUGUUGGGCUCUGACUAAUCCCCCAGUCUGCCCACUUUAAAUGAGCCUGUAUACUUAACUUAUUUUCUAGUGUUAGUAGCAAGAAAGAAAUUCUGUAUAUGUUAGUGAUUUAACUUUCAUGCAAAAUGUUGUUCAAAAACAACAAAUUCAAAUGACGUCAUCAUAUUUUUGUACUGAACAAUGUCAUAUCUAAAAAUAUCUUGUUUUUUGGCAUCCACAUUCCAAAAACAUCAAAAUGAACCAUAGUAAUAUUUUCUAUCUCAAUAAUUGAGUACUGGUGCAUGAAAGAGCUCUGUGGUCUGUAAAAACCUUAAUUUGUCUCCCAUAAAGGUAUGGAUGAAAAUAUUGCAAACUCCACACGAUAGCAAAGGCUUCUUUUUCUGUUGUGCGCCAAUUCUUUUCGGCACCUGAAAAGGCUUUUGAAGCAUAAGAGAUAACUCUUUCUGUGCCAUUUUCAUCAUUCUGCGACAGAAUGGCUCCUAUUCCGAUAUCGCUUGCAUCAGUGUAUAGUGUAUAGUUAUGGUUUGUAUCUGGAAAUCCAAGUAUAGGUGAUGUAAUUAGCUGUUCUUUUAGACUUUUUAAAGCUUCUUGACAACCUUUGUCCCAGAUAAAUUUGACGUCUUUCUGUAGUAGACGGUGUAGUAGAUGCGCCAUAUCACUAAAUCCAGAUAUGAAUCGUCGGUAAUACGAGAUCAAACCAAGGAAUCUUCUGAGCUCUGUCAAAUCAGUUGGUACUGGAUAUUCUCCAAUCGCUUUGACUUUCUUUGGAUCUGGAGAGAGACCUUCAUUUGAAUUCUGAAAUCCGAGAAAUUUUACAUUUGCGUAUCCAAAAUGACAUUUUGACGGCUUUAAUUUUAACCCAGCGUUUUUAAUGGCAUCCAAAACUUUUUUCAAAUUACUCCUAUGCUCUUCAAAAUUUCUGCCAACAAUCAGUACAAUGUUCAAAUAGACGAGACAUUUGUUCGGUAACAAACCCUCUAACACAUUUGACAUCAGCCUUUCAAACGUCCGAACAGCAUUAGCUAGUCCAAAGGCCAUUCGCUUGAAUUGAUAUAUAUCACCCCCCGAAAUUACGAAGGCAGUUUUCUCCUGGCUUGAUUUUUCCAUUGCUACUUGCCAAUAACCAGAGGCUAAGUCCAAGGUUGUUAAAUAUUUGUGACCAGAAAGUGUGUCUAUUAAAUCAUUUACCUGGGGUAGUGGGUAUGCAUCCUUUAUAGUAACCUUAUUCAAUUUCCGAAAGUCAAUACAAAACCUCCAGGUACCGUCUUUUUUCUUGACUAACACAAUAGGGCUUGCCCAGGGUGACUUACUUGGUUCAAUUACGUCAUUUUGCAGCAUUUCGGUAAUUUGUUCAUCAACUACAGGUCUUAAUGCAUGUGGUAAACGACGGGGUAGCUGUUUUAUUGGAGUAGCAUCACCUGUUUCAAUUUUGUGUUCUGUGACAGAGGUCAGACCUAAUUCGCUUAGGUUUGCUGGAAACAAUCUCUGAUAUUCUUUUAAAACAUUUGUCAUUCGUUCCCUGUCCUUUGUUUCUAAAUGUUCGAGAUUAAACAUGGUUUCACAUUCACGUUUUUGAACUUGUUACCCCCUGAAUCUAAAGCUGGAUCAUUCACUUCAACAUCAACUUGUUGCAAACAACCUACAUUUGUGCCCUUAUACAACUUUACUGCAUCGUGGCUGGGGUUUAUGAUUUGUAUCGGAACUGUUUGUUCUUUAGGCCGUACAAGCACGCUAGCAACAAUUACGCCUUUUGCGGCAAGCGCCAAAUUUGGUUCUAGCACACUUUCUGUGCUAAUUGGAUUUCGAAUACGUGCUGUUUGAAUUAUUUCAUACCUGGCUGGUAUUUCAAUGUCAUCACCUAGUAUGACAGCAAAAGGGUCUUUUAAAUAGCUUUGAAAAAAGCAAACAGCUCCCUACGUUUUGAAAGCCAAAUAAAACAGGCCAUAACAAAUUAUUCCUUCGCGGUUAACCCACGUGUUGUUUACAGUACAAAAAAGGCCCUUCCGUCCAUUCAAAAGGACUGCGUUCCUGCCACAAAAAAAAAGUUCUGUUGUGUAUGAAUUCACGUGCCAGUGUGAUUCUGGCUACGUAGGACGCACCACCCAAAGAUUGGAGGAUAGGAUAAAACAACACGUUCCAUCUAAUAUUAGAAACAAAACACAUCCCAAAAGAGAACAGCCACCUCGGUCUUGCAAAUCAAAAAUUACUAAUAAAACCUGCGAUUCUGCUAUCGGGCAGCAUUUGCUAGAAAACCCAGAUUGUGCAAAAAACUAUAAUGGUGACAUGUUUCGGAUUAUUAGUAAAGCCCGAUCGUCGUUCCACCUAGCAGUUUUAGAAUCUAUCUACAUAAGCACAAAAAAACCGCUACUGUGUAGACAAAAGGAGUUGGUUUUCACCUUAGGACUCCAUUGGUAACAUUCUAAUAGGCAAGCGGCACUGAUUGGUCAACCUUUACAGUCAUGUGCUCGUGUUUCUGAUUGGCCUAUUUCGAUCCACAACUGGGUAUAUAUAUUUCUUAGCGUAGAGUUUUCGAUCUAUGUUCUGACGUUUUAAACUCUGAAGAUUGUCAGACGAAAAGCUUUAGUUAACUAAAUGUUUGCUUUUUUCAAAGCUAUUUACAAGUUUUGUAGCACCAAAAAAAAGGGUCUUUCAAAGAUGCGUCAUAAAUUGUCAACGGUUGAUGAGUUAAAUCUGGAAAUUUCAAUAAAAGAUUGGCUGUAUGGAUGGUUACUUUAUUGUUUAUGAGCCAAUCUAAACCCAAUAUAACUUCAGAAAUUACUUCAUUUGCAACGUAAAACUCCUGAUGCGUUUUGUGUGCCUCAUUAAGCUCAAGCAAUAAGUUAACUUUACCAAGUAUGCCAAUUGGCGCAUCAUUAGAUUUCAAAGACUCCCAUACAUCUUUACUUAUCAAAUAUAUUGAGGCUCCUGUUUCAACAAUACAAAGUUUGCUUUGUCCAUUUAUUUUAGCCUCGACUAAAAGUACUUUUCUUUGAUGCAAAGGUGAAACAGCAGUUAACCUGAUUUUAUAUUCCUUCUCAAUCUUGUUUUUGUCAUUUUGACCAAAAUGUUUGCCUUGCCUCUGCCCCACAGCCUCUUUUGGUAAUUCUUGUUUUUCUUGGCAGUACCUUGAGAUAUGAUCUAUACAACCGCAAUGAAAACAUGUUGGAGGCUGACGGGGUGGGGCAUUUUGAACGUGCAACUUUUGACGUGAGCCACCAUGAAAACAAUCACGGGCAAGAUGCCCAGGUUUACUACAAAUAAAACAGGUUUUCUCAACAUUACUUCUGCGUUUAAAAUCAACAAUUGAAGGACAAUUUUUAGCCAUAUGGCCAAACCCACCACAACCAAAGCAUGUCAUUGUUGGCUGACCAGAACUUACUGCUCCUAUUGGUGCUCUAUUUUGCGUGUACCAUGCCACAUUUGUAGUUGCUUCGGCUCUCAAGGUUGCAAUCAUUGAAUUUGCGGCUUCAAACCUCUGUGCUACCAAAACUGCUUCUUCUAACGUUGUUGGUGGCUCCUGUAAGAGCUUUGUUUGUGUCGACCGAUCCCUCAUACCAAGUAUAAACUGAUCUACAAGGCGAGUAUUGUACUCCUCCCCUUGAAAGCCACAUUUAGCUCCAAAUUCACUGAGUGCAACAGUGAACGAAUCGACUGUCUCUCCCACUUCUUGAACGAAAGUUAUGUCGCUUUUCCGUCAAUGUUUGAUUCCUUUCAAAUAACGAUUUCAACUGUGUAAUCCAAGUUUCGUAGCUGUUCUCUCCUUCAGGAUAUUCAAUGGAUUCGGCUAAACGGAAAGCAUCCUCACUUAGGUUAAACAAUAAAGCAAGUCUCUGCUUUCUUUUGUCUUUUAACUCAACCGCUUCAAAAUAAAGGUUUGAAUUUUUCACAAACAGGUCAAAGUCAUCUCCAAUUUUAUAUUUUUCUGGUUGCCUGAACAACAUCAGCGAUAACCGAUUCUGUUCCGAAGAAUCUGCUGCUCCCUCUCCUUCUGUUGCCAUAGUUUGUCGAAUACAAUUUACAUACUAUUUACAAUAAACGCUCCAAUCUAGUCCUUUCGUGGUCCUGGCAGGGUCGCAAAAAUGUAACGAAGCAUGCAAGAAGGAAAGCAAAUAUAAACAAUAUUUCAGUUUCUCUUCUUCUUCAAUAUUCUCCAACUUAACUUUACAACAUCUUCUGCUACUUAUCCAACCUAUAUCUCCACUUCAACUUCCUUCUUUCUCUCUCGCUCACUAGUCACAACAACAAUAACUCUUGUUCCAGUUUCCCAAUACUCACAUCCUCACACGAAUCAGUACAGGCCUAUUUAUACCGGCCCUUGCAGCGACAACAAAUUGGGCAAUAACGAGGAAUUUUCUGCAAAAAAGCUCAAAACAGCUUCACAGUGAGCGAUACAACCACUUUGAAUACUUGAAAUGAGCGUGUUUCGACAUUAUACAACUUGAAAAGCGCAAGAGUUGAUGGUAAAUAACUAUCGGUGGUAAUUCUUUGUACUGUAUUUACUUAUGGCUGGAUUGUUGCUAAUGUGUUGCUAAGGAGAAUCGCACUGGCCAAUCACAGGCCAUUUCCGGUUUGGGAGUGUAUAUGCAAAUCUGACACCACCAUCACCUUUUUUAAAUAUGUAAAUUUUUAGCCCGUUAACCUUUGCUCUGAUGAAGCCCCGUAUGCCAGGGCAAAAUAUUAGCCUUUUCUGAUUUACGUGUUUUAUUGUUGUUUAUUCUUGGCGUAUUGCUGUGUUUCAUACUUGCUACAUUUUUAUCGACUUUCGCGGCAAGAACUCCUUGGAGCCCGUCGAGCAGCCUGCUACAGUGGCCUUUUCUUCAUUCACACAACAGAAAUAAUGUUAGUUUUUGCAUAUGUUUAAGCCAUCCCUUCCAUUGCUUGCUUUUAUCUGCUGGUAGGGGAUCAUCCCAGCCUAUCUUUUCCAUACACAACUCUUGAAAGAGGAUUUUCCCCAUUACAGUUACAGGGCUGACUAGACAAUGAGGGUCAAAGACGGAGGUCCAGGUACUUAGGAUACCCCUCUUUGUGGCUUUGUGGCUCUUAACAAUUUCCUUGCCAACCUUUCCUAAAUCAAUUUCUAGGUUAUCUCUAGUGUUAUCCCAUAUAAUACCCAAAACCUUUGGCUUGUCUCCCUCAAAAAACUACUGGGCUUCUUUGGCAAAGAAUUGUUCUUCAUUUAUUGUAGUCCCUUUCUCUCUUCCGUCACACUCUUUGUCGCCUAUUUCUUGUGCUAAUUCCUCCUUGUUUUUUUCUCCACUUUUCAGGAUAAACCCACCAUCCCUCAACCUGUCCUUAGCCUUCUCAUAAAGGGUUAAGGCCUCUUGUGUAUUGCUGCUACCAGAUACAAGGUCAUGGGCAAAGAAUCCCCCAGUAACUUAUCAACAAAGACAGGGUCCUCCUCUUUAUAUCUCUCAAUGUGAAAACCAUCUUCCCGUCCACUGUCUGUGUCUGCCAACCUUAGAACUUCUAUUGAGCACAUCUUUUCAAAUUCUCCCUUUGGGGAUAGCUUCAGGAAGAUCUUCUCUGUUCCUCCCACAGUGUCCAUGGUUCUUCCCGUCAGGAUCCAUCCAAGCAUAGUGAAUUCUGCCUGAGGUCGGCAGCAGAAUUUGAUCCAAGCACUGGAGGUUCUAUAGUCUUGAUACGUUGAAAAUCUGCAGCACCCAAGAUGAUAUGGAUUGGUAGCCUAUCUUUUUCCAUAUUUUCAUCGCCGAAAGACAAACCUCUGAAUCUGCUAUACUUUGCCUUCAAUGCCUUGAUUCUUGGGUUGGGCAAGUAUGUUAGAGUAUCCUUUUCUCCAUUGAUACACUUUAGGUCCAAGCAGAAACCAUCAACCACAUUGGACUGUACCUUGACCUUGAAGAUUUGCACUCUUCUUUUUACGGUGUCAUACAUCUGGUGCAGAUAUACAAACUUCUUGAUCCACUGUCCAUAAUAAUACGUGCUGGCAUUCCAUUUACUUUGGCCAAAAUUGUCACAUGAAGGGUAGUUGUGACAUAUAGUGCUCUCUUGCCCAUCUCAGAUUGCUGGCUCGCAUUUUCUUCUCUACUCAGUGUUGUUGCAUCGCAUAAGGAAGUGUGGUAUCGCCUAUCACACUUUCUACACCCUCCGGAUCUGCCCUUGGAAGCUGUGUGUCAAUAGCCAGUGUAAUGAAAACAGAGCCUUUUGUUCUUCACAAUCUCUUGCCUUCGAGCCAAAUCAAGUACCUUCUGACAGUCUGAACUUCUAUGAUUGUUGUAGUCGCAGUAGACACAACUGUUUUUUUCCUUUUGCUCUGUCCAUUGUGUUUGAUAUCUCUGAAUGUGAUGCCUGAGAACACAAUUAUGCAGGAACGGAGAAGCAUUACAGCUAAAACACAUUCUUCAGAAUUUAUACACCACAAUUUCAGGAUUAUCGGCACCAAUGCAAUGUUUUCUAACCAACAAAAUCAUAGGCAAUCCCCGUCCUGUGGAUGAAAUUCAAUUUCAAUAUCAGGAAGGCCUUUUCAAUAUCACCCACAAGGACAACAAGAUUUGUUCUAAAUCUCAGAAGAAAAUCGAAAAUCAUAGGUGUUACAGAUGGGCCAACAUAUACAUACAUAAGAUGAGACAUACUCCUGAUUUUCUUUCCUUGCAAGAGGCAUCAUAUACUAUUGAAACUUUAGUACUUUCAGCAUUCUCUGUUAAAACAUCAUGAUGUGAAAGAUUAUGUACUUUGUCUGCUGGCUCCAUUUCAGAAAAUGUUCAAUUAUGCCAUCUUGUACCUGUUGAAAGCUGAUGUUAUCAUAUUUCUCGAAAAUAUCAGGAUUCUGGUUCGGAUUUCUUAACCUGAUUAUUUAAACGCUUAUGGCUUAUGGCCUAUCUUCCACGGUAGGCUGACAGAAUAUCGUUUCCCUGUCAUCAAGAAAUGUCAUCCAGAACACUUUCGUGAAUCUUAUCUGGUUCUCUAAUCCCAAUGCUAUCCAGGUCCCACAGUUUAUGUAACCCUGAUUUUAGUUUAACUUAUAAAUUAUUAGACCUGGGAGCCACACAAAAAUUCACAUUGCAAAAUAUAUUAGAAUCAAGAGUCUUACCUCAGAGUGGUCCUGAAAAAACCCAGCAAAAACUGGUCUUUACAGCAACUGGCUCUUUUGGCCCCCCUCUUAUAACUUCCCCUUGUUGGAAGGGCCAAAGCCAACCAGAUCCAAUAAGACAGUCAAUUUCUAACAUGUCGUCAUUUCUAGAAACAUCUACAAACCAUACAUUGGUUAAAUGCAAGAAAUCCUUUUUACUCUUUCUUUGUGAACAUUAGGUAUAGUAGAGAUGUCCUUGACAAAAAAGGCUUCAAUUUUCACAUUCUUUACAGCACUUAAAGCACUUAAAUAAAUUUCUACAACACCUCUCAUCUCAGAUCUUUGCAUCCAAAAACUUUCAGCCCUAGUUCUUCCUUCACUGGCUUUAAACCAAGUUGUCUCACAGCCCCAGCAGUGACAGACAAUUUAUGUGACAGACAAUUUAUGGCUUCCUGUAUCAAACAAUACUAUCACAGUGCACUCCUUAUUACCAUUAAUCACUGCUAAAGCUAUUUACAAUGCCACUUUUCCCUCAAAGGACUCAGUACUUCCAGGCCAAGAGGCCGCACGGGCUGUUAUGGCUGCACUGCGCAAGAUACACAAGGGCUUAGCUAAAUAUAAACAUGAUGGCCUGACUUCUUACACCUAUCAUGAACUUACAACCUACAACCUACAAUUAAUGCAUGGUCUACAUCUAAAUGACCUACCACCUGAUUUUAAGCAAGAAAAACAUUUAGCAUGACGUAAAAAAAUAUUCUUAUGCUCACUAAUGUCCUUUACUUCAUUACAUUUCUCAGCAUCAUGUAAUUUAUAACAAAAAGUGCGGCUUGCAUCCUCUUUUUUUCUUUCCGCCAAAAAUGUUGAGGCUGACUCUUCUGUCUGCCUAGGCCGAUUCUGCAAGGUCUGCGGCUCAGGCUAGUUGCUAGUUGUAGAAUCGACAUGUGUCCUUCUAAAACCUGUAGCUCUUUCUCCAACGCAGCAAUUAAUUCGUCCAGAAGCCAGUCCAUAUGAUUCUUGUUAAACCUAAUCAUGUUGUUUCUCAGAGAUUCAGGGAUUUUGGACAUCAACACUGGCACAACAACACUGGAAUAGGACUGUUUGUCAACACCUUGAGCCUCUAUCACUCUAAAGUGAGCCUCGGUUUCAUCCAGUGGUGUAGCUAGCGGUCAUACUUGUCAUGCCGGGCAUGACCAUCCAUUUCCAGAGACAACAUUUUUCAAAAAAAAAUUUCUAUUCCUAUUUUUCUGAUGUAAUAGCUCAGGCUAUUCGUCUUUGGUGCCCUAUGGCUUGACACAAGAAUAUGGAGCCAUCAACUUUUUCAAACAAGCCAUUAGCUUUUUUGAGCAAUUUAAUACGUUUCUGUGUCAAGUCAAGUCGUAUUUUAAAUUUUUUGGAGGCUUUUCUUGCUUUGUAUACUUGAGUGCGGUGACGCCAAGUUCCAAAACGGACGAUAAUUUGAUGGUAACUUUUACCGGUGACCGGAUCUUCUGUCACAGAGCCAAUACGGUGGGCUCGGUCUAUUGACAUAUCAGGGAUAUUCAGCUUCAAUUCGUUUUUAAAGAUAUCUUUAAUCUUCUCGAAGCAUUCCUGGCCAGACUCUCCACCAGACUCAAUUCAACACCAUUAAUUCUUAAACACAGCCUCCUGUGAUAUGACUCGUUUUCAUCGGUUCUAAGCACAAGUUUCUUGAUUCUUUCACUUGCUGCGUCAAUUUCACAAUUAUUUUUAGACGCUCGUUUCUCUAAACCCACGAUCCGCUGUUCGUACUUCUCUAUUAGAACCACUUUGGCCUCCAGCAUUUCGAUCUUCAAACGCUGUUGGUUAAUAAUGUCUUUCAAAUCUGUUACAUCAUCUUUAGUGGCCAAACUAGCCAAUUUGCUGUCCAGAAUUUCUGAAAUUGCCUUAAGCAUUUGCUUAUUGGAUUUCUCUACCGGAUCCUUCAACUCCUCGACAGGGCCUAAGCGUUUUUCGGUACGGCCUGCAUGUUUCUCAUUAGAAUGCGUUUUCCUUGACAUUUUCUCUGCUCGGCGUGUUAGCAUUUCAUCUCGGCCAUUCCAACCCUAUAUGACAUUCCUUUUUUAAAGUUUAUUGAGCGCCACUGUCCCCACUGCAACUGGAGUUUCUCACAGCUGCGUGUAGCACGUCAUCCUCCCCCGUUCUCAGAGUUUAACAAUAAUCAAUUGUUACUAGUUGAACAUUUGCAGAGAAUCUUCUUGAUUUAAUGGAUGCCAAAUCUUGGUGCUUUUCACUGUUGAUGGAUGGAGGAGAUAGCAGUGUUAUUUUCCAAACCAACAGAUUUGAGAGCUUAAACCUUCCAGACAUUUAGCAGCAUAUUCAGAAACUGUUAAGCCCUUUAAAAGCAUUGUUACCAUAUUAUGAUUAGGACAAUGAGGUUGUAGUUAAUGAAUUGGGAAUGCCAAAAGUUGCUUAAGGUUAUUCUUCAAUUUUUUACUUAUUAUCACAUGCAAUAACCCUCUUUUUACACACAAUUAAAGUCAAUCUCAAGCUCUACUGACAUCACUUUUAAAUAAAAUGUUUAAAUAAAAUGACCAGAGACAAGUCAAGCAUGUUACUGAUCUUGUUAGUUAAACAUUUGUAUUUCUUUAUUAUAACUUCUCAUGUAUUUGAAAAUUUACAAGUACAAAUUAUUUCAUUUAAAACCCUUGUUUGCUAGAUUUGGUAAGGACAAUCCAAUCAUGUAGAUAUUUACCAAAAAUAUAUGUGGAAACAUCAAUGUUUUUGUUAAGCUAAACUUAUUUUGCAAGGUAUUUUUCUCUUAAGUUUAACUUUGCAGAAAACAUUUUGCGACCAGGCCUAUCCAUUAUUUUAGCUUCCUAUAUUUCAUAUCAAUAUAUACCUUGCAUAUUUAUUUGUCCAUUUGUUUUAUUCAUCUAUCAGUUCUAUUGGGGUUGUUAGUUAAUCAUGAUGGCUAUAAAAUAGCUUUAAUAGAUUGAUAAUAAGACUAUUUGUGGAAAAGAUGACCAAAAAGCUCCCAUUCAAUUUCAUGUGAUUUAUUGUUUCAUUUACAAUUUUUAGCUUAUCUCUAAACUUUACCAAUGUAUUUCAGCCUACAAAUUGGAAGAAAUUAGGAGAACAACAAAAUUUUUAGUUUAAGCUAAGUUUAUCUACUAUAAUAAACUAAAGUUUUUUAAUGUCUUUUAAUGUUUUAAUGUGACAGCUAUAAGACACAAAGCUCAUUUCAUGGUGUAACAAGAUGAUAAGAAAAGCUCAUUCCGAAGGUUCAUCAAAAUUUUUUUAUAAGUUACAAGACUGAAAAUUAAAAUUUCCAAAAGGAACUUAUCAACUCAAAAAUUGGGCGUGGCAGAAUAUGGCCACACCCAUAUUUUUUCAAAUUUGCAGAGAGGGCAUGACCACUGCUAUUUGGCUAGCUAUGCCACUGGUUUCAUCAUGAGAGGAUCAAAGGAGUUGAACAUUUCUCUCGCUGAACACUGCUGCGAUACUAAUCAAUUCAAUUCAUUAUUCGUAUGACAUCUGCCCGUAUGAGAAUAUGUUUCUAAUCAAAGCAACUGCCUCAUCACAAUCAGCUUCUGCAAGUAAGAAACCUUUUGUAGCACUUCUUGCAGGCCCUUCCAAAUAGCUACGAAGAUUGUGUACAGAACUGCAAAAACUGUCCCAAAAUUCUGGCCAGUCCUCAAUUUUACCUUCAAAUAUUUUCAUUUCAAGUUAAAGCAGUUUCACUUUUUGCGCUGACGUGUAGGGUUGUCCAUUUUCGGUGGCCAAAAGGUUCAAACUUUCUUUCAAUGCACUUUUGUUGGAACUCACUGAUUCUCUCGAUGCCAUUAAUUUUGUCGUUGAGGCUUGUGAUCGUCUUUAAGAAAGCACAUAAUUUUCUUUCUUCCAACGUCAAAAUGUUGUAGGCAUCUUUUUCGUUAUACUCUGAGGAUUUUUCGGCUUCUCUGCCGCAGGUGCCUUCAUCCCCAUGCUCGAUCGUAAGGGCAAAAAUUUCCUCAUCAGGACUCUUCCUCAUCAAAUAUUUCCUCAUCAAAACCGUUGCUUUCUCUUUCAAAUCUGUUUCAAACAAGCGUAAUCUUCUCAAAUCGAUAUCAUCAGGCUCUUUAUCGCUUUCAACAUGUAUCUUGUUGAGCAACUUUGUUGCGACUCCGCGGUGAUAUUUCCUAGUUUUCUUCCGUUUCUCCAGCUCUUCCAUCUUCAACUGUAACACAUGCGAUUUUACUCUAACCUCCGUUCGGUGGACCAUAAUGUCUUGACUUGUACUGAUUCAAAGUAUGCGCUUCAAAUCUUUGAUUGGUUAAUACAGUUGACACACCCCCUGAGUUCUGACCAAUCAGAUAACAAAAAAUGUAAACAAAUGCGACCAAAGGCCACUUUUAUUCAUUUUAGCGCUAUAUAUUUCAAAAACUUCAAUUGAAUCGUCUUCACAAAACGUAGGGGCAAAUUUUUGUUGUGAACUUUCUCUAUAUUCUAAAUAAGAGCAUCCUAAUGAUGACAAUUGCGUUUCUACCCUAAGGUGAACGAAUAAGUUGGGAAGUGAAAUAACAUACUCGAAAACAUUUAUCCAAAAAAAUCUACGCAAACAACUUCUUUCGAAAGUCCCUUUUUGUUGAUUGAUCAGCUUGGUUUUUUUCAUUAACUAGGCCAAGUUUUUAUCGCAAGCAUUUGUAGCUAACUCGUCUGUCAACAUAAGCACUAAAGCAUUUGAUGAUAUACAGCUUGAUGUUUCUGUUUCAUUCCAAAUCCGUCCAUUAUUCAAUGACAAAGUAAGUUUGUAGCAUGGAAAAGUUAUUUUUUUCGCCUGUUCUUAUUUCUGCCGACUGGGAUUCUGACGUGAUUGCUAACUGGUGCGAAAAAUCUUGUCAAGUGAGAUGUUAAGUUCACAUAAAGGAGGGAAUGAUAAAAACAAAAGACGGCUUUCCUUACUACGCCCUCUUUUUGUUACCUUGUUAUAUCUCUUACUUAUGUUUGGAAUUAUAACUGUUUUUAAAUUGAUUGAAUCUUCAUAUUGAUGCAAAAGUGUGAGCCUUUUUUCUAUGAAUGGCUAUAAACGGGCUGUGAUAAGUGAAAAUUUAUCUUUUUGUCAAUGGAUUAGUUUUUGUGGGCAGCAAAGGGGUACUUGGACUAUGUUUUCUUUGUUGGAUUUUUAUUUGUAUGCUUGCAUUUUGUUCUACUGUAAAUAUAUAUGGAAGCGACCUGGACUAGGUAGUUUUGUAAAGGAAAAGUAGGAUUGAUGAAAACGAGCUAUCUCUAGGCAUAAAAAAAGUUGUUUUGUGUAAAACACUAUCUUCGUUACGGUUCGCCGGGGUCAGGGAUCAGUCCCCAUUGGAAAAUUUUCCUCUGUAUUUGCAUGUGUCUGCUAGGCAAAAUCGUCAUCUUGCAUUCAGGUUCUGUUUCAUCGCUGGAAUCAUUUCAAUCAUCUUCUUCCUCGUCUCCUUCUUUUUUGACCGACAAAGUUGGGUUUAAGAUGGCAUCAGAUGCUUUGCUCGCGAGAGAUUUCAUGGCUUUUUCAUACUCUUUGGUACAAAUAGGACAGAUAUUCGGACCUAGUUUGAUGCAUUCAUUGUGAACUGAAUGGCCGCAUCCAGUAAGAAUCACACUGCUUGCAAAUUGAUCACUUUUUUCAAAAUUAGAGGUUAAUUAUUAUAGAAAAGCAAAGGCAUGUGUUUUAUCAUAAUUAUUUCAAAAAUGAUAUACAGAUUAUAACAAUAUCAUAAUUUAUGUCAAAAUUUGAAUUGUAACACCAAACCUGUUCUGGGAAGGCUCUUUCCCGUGAAACUGAAAGCAAGCGGAAGGACUUGAGCUGACAUGACAUUCUCAUCACCAUAAACGUUGGCAUUUUCCAGUACGACAUGUUUUUAGGUUUACGUGGUGGUCUAUCAACUUGCUCUGCUUUGCCUGGAUUUUCUUUAAUUUCCUUCAGGAGAGAGACAAUAGAGAGUUUCCGAUUCACGAUGCGGUAAGGGAAGACGGCUCAUAGGGAUCUAGAAACUAGCGCGGUCAAGGGGUAUCCCACUUUGCUUGAGUCGUCUUGUUCCCGAGGAUGACUCAAAUUUUCGAUUUUUACGUAGCGAGCCUGACGCAGAACAGAAAUAAAAGGUGAGUUUUCUUCAACACUUUUGUAAUACAUCGUUAUAAACUUAGAUAAUUCAUUGACAGUUACCUGAUGAUCGCAUUAAGUGUGAAAAUUGGAGUGUAUUGAUUGUGUUUUUGCUCAGAACCUUUCUUUUCUACACACCACGGAGUGUUCAGCUCUGCCUGUCAUAAUGGCACUGAGCAUUAUAUGUUUUUCAAGUUGAAUUGUUGGUACAUAUCUAAAUUUUCAGUGCCACAAUAGACAUAUAGUAACGUUGUUUUUACAUCUUUAUUCCAGGAUACAUUUCAAUCGUUAAAAAUGGCCGCCAAUUGUGAAGAUUUACACAAAAGAACACUCAUGUUUGUAUUGAUUCCAUCAUUAAACAAAUGCAUUGAAACUUACUUAACCUGAAACCGAAAUCAAGUGGCAUUUACCGUUGAGAGACAGCAAAAUAAUGGUCAAAAGCCUGCCAGAUUUCCUGAUGUUUUGUUGAAGUUAUCAGUACAUACAAGGAGAAAGCCUGUGUAUGAUCAGUAUCUGAAUGGUCACCAACUUUGUAUUCUUGAAGUACUCUUAAAGUAAAAAGUUAACUUGCUGGAAUUACUUGCUUUUGUACUUGAUGCAUUUUUAAAUUUACAUUUUGAAUAAACUUUAUUUAAAUUGAAAUUUGUUUUAUGUUGUUUUGAGUAGAACAAGUGGUUAGUUUACCUUGCUGAAA
Molecule: messenger RNA, 27109 nt
Organism: Rhopilema esculentum
Lineage: Eukaryota; Metazoa; Cnidaria; Scyphozoa; Rhizostomeae; Rhizostomatidae
Source: RefSeq, a predicted model, not a curated record